ACGCAGGAUAGAUUUUCGAAAUUGCCUGCCUCUCCCAAACUCCCUCCCCAAACCUGCCUCACCCCUGGAUCUCCUUGCUUCCCGUGGCCUUAGGGAACCCGUACAGAACGAUUAUAAAUCUAGCUAGCUCUGCUAAGGAGGGUCUGUCCUGGCUUGACCCACUUAGUCUUGCUUGACGACAGAUCUUCCUCGAUCUACUCGCCUUCGUCGAUAGUGGCUCCGGUGUAUUAGUUUCCUGACGUGAUUGUUCUUUUUGUUACGGUCUUGACCCUCUAUUCGUCGGAAUUUGGAAUUGAUCCGUGGAGCUUGCUUCGUGGAGAUUGUACUUGAGCUCUCGCCGGUUGUAAGCUCGCCUUCCCAUGGCGUCCGCGGCAGCAACUGCGACAGCCAUGGACGUGGUCGCGCCGAAGCCGACCACUCUCGUCGAGACACGUCACGAUACUGACGUGGCCGUGGCUGACGAGGCCGGGCUGCACGAAGAUCUUUACGCGCGGCUCAAAUCUCUCCAACGUCAGCUCGAAUUCGUUGAGAUCCAGGAGGAGUAUAUUAAAGACGAGCAGAAGAACUUAAAGCGCGAGCUGCUACGGGCACAGGAGGAGGUAAAGCGGAUCCAGUCGGUCCCGCUCGUGAUUGGCCAAUUCCUCGAGAUGGUCGACGCGAACGCGGGGAUCGUCGGAUCGACCACCGGGUCGAACUACUACGUCCGGAUUCUAAGCACGAUUAAUCGCGAGCUGCUAAGGCCGUCGUCGUCCGUCGCGCUGCACCGGCACUCGAACGCGCUCGUCGACGUGCUGCCGCCCGAAGCCGACUCGAGCAUCUCGCUGCUGAGCCAAUCGGAGAAGCCCGACGUGACUUACACCGACAUCGGCGGGUGCGACAUUCAGAAGCAGGAGAUCCGCGAGGCCGUCGAGCUGCCCCUCACGCACUUCGAGCUGUACCAGCAGAUCGGCAUCGACCCGCCACGUGGCGUGCUGCUGUACGGCCCGCCCGGCACGGGCAAGACGAUGCUGGCCAAGGCCGUCGCGCACCACACCACGGCGGCGUUCAUCCGCGUCGUGGGGUCGGAGUUCGUGCAGAAGUACCUGGGAGAGGGUCCGCGCAUGGUGCGCGACGUGUUCCGCCUGGCGAAGGAGAACGCGCCUGCCAUCAUCUUCAUCGACGAGAUCGACGCCAUCGCCACCGCGCGCUUCGACGCGCAGACGGGCGCGGACCGCGAGGUGCAGCGCAUCCUCAUGGAGCUGCUCAACCAGAUGGACGGCUUUGACCAGACGGUGAACGUGAAGGUGAUCAUGGCCACCAACCGCGCUGACACGCUGGACCCCGCACUGCUCCGGCCAGGGCGGCUUGACAGGAAGAUCGAGUUCCCGCUGCCCGACAGGCGGCAGAAGCGCCUCGUGUUCCAGGUGUGCACGGCUAAGAUGAAUCUGAGUGAGGAGGUGGAGCUCGAGGACUAUGUCUCCCGCCCCGACAAGAUCUCUGCUGCUGAUAUCUCGGCCAUCUGCCAGGAGGCGGGCAUGCACGCAGUGCGCAAGAACCGGUACGUCAUUCUGCCCAAGGACUUUGACAAGGGGUACCGCUCACACGUCAAGAAGUCCGACACCGACUUUGAGUUCUACCGCUAGACAGGCUGUUGGGGGGAGGGGGAGGCAGGGAGGAGGAGAGAGGUGUGGGGAGGGAAGGUGUUGGAGAGAGUGGGUCGAGAGGGGUGCUGUAGGGUGCUGGUGCGGAAUGCUUUGUGAAGAGCAGGGGGGAUUGGUUGCUUGACAGUUGUACAGGUGGAGUUGGGCGGAAGUUGGGGGGAUGUGGAUGAGGAGGAAAGGAGGGGGCAGUGUGCGGUGCAGUGAGGGAAGGGUAGCAUUACCUGUGUUGUUGACUCUGACUUGACUGUCUGUUUGAGCACUGAGUACCGUAUGUUUCACUGUGCUCUUGUGUGACAACUAUGUACAUCUUUCAUUCUUCUGUGAAGAGUUUUUUCAACG
Messenger RNA from Closterium sp. NIES-67, 1979 nucleotides. The record is from the annotation of a GenBank genome assembly. NCBI's taxonomy places the organism in Eukaryota, Viridiplantae, Streptophyta, Zygnematophyceae, Desmidiales, Closteriaceae.